Daphnia magna is the source of this 7394-nucleotide messenger RNA. Its product is annotated as protein abrupt. The transcript has 8 exons. Gene Ontology annotation, biological process: regulation of transcription by RNA polymerase II. The record is from RefSeq and is a predicted model, not a curated record. NCBI's taxonomy places the organism in Eukaryota, Metazoa, Arthropoda, Branchiopoda, Diplostraca, Daphniidae. Gene Ontology annotation, molecular function: protein binding. The coding region runs from base 1439 to 4354 and encodes 971 amino acids. Gene Ontology annotation, cellular component: nucleus.
UCACAAUCUGGUAGUGAUUUCUUUUUAUUGCUAAACGUCGGGUUCUUCUACUUUAUUUUGCUGUCUGCAAAAAUGAGUCUCUGCCUUGAUGAAUGGACGAUUUUUCGUACGUGGGAAGGGGCUGUGAGGAUGACGAAAGGUUAGGCGCUGCUCUUGGUGGGUGGUGUAACACUCAGGUCGACACCGGCCCGAUCCGGUAGUGUCGUCACUAAAUUUUACUUUGAAAAAACAUCCAUAGAAAUAUUUUGUCAGCGAUUGGGUCCAUCGUAUGUUGUGGGCCAUUUUCAUUUUUGUCUUUAACUAUUUAGCGAAAAUAAAUCAGUAUAGAUUGUUAAUAUUUUUUGCUAUUUUAACAGUUUGUGUAAGGGGAGGAUGUCAAUUUGUAAUAGAUAAGGAAAGACUUAAAGAUUCGGGUGGUUACCAGUAUACGUCAUCUUAAUGAUUUUUCUCAAAUUCACGUCUCGUUUUCAAACACCAUUUUUUUAUUUUAUUUUGGAAUUUAAAAAAACAUUUUCCCGGACAUGACCUCUGAUUUUGAUUUCAACAUUUUGACGUAUUGGCAAGUCGAUCGUGAAAAGAUAAAAGAAAAAAAAAAAACACACACGCAUUGAAAAACAUUUUUCAGGUGAGUUUUUUAUUGCGUGUAUUGGCCGCCAGCGAUGUUUUAAUAGAAGCGCGAAUCAUUUUCUUUCGCGCAUUGGUCAAUUGGUGAACUAAAAUUUGUAAAAAAAAAAAAAUCUCUCUUCAGUUGCGAAACAUAGUACAUAGACGCAAGCCGGACCCCCAAAUAACCGGUCUUUCUUUUUCUCUCUCUUAAAUAUCAAUUUGAUUUCAUUCCUCCCGCUGCCUCGUGUCGUUGCGUGUUUGCUCCCGAUGUUUGCGUCUCCUAGCGCUCUAGCUAGUACUACAAGAAUAUUGCAGUUGUCGUCGCUCCGUCUUUGUUUUUUUGCCUUUUUCGUCCGUCAAGUCACUCACACCGUCACACAAGACUAGACGAGGUCGUUUUUGACGACGCAAAAGAACCGAGUCUUAACCAAUAACGUUAAAGGGCGCGCUAUACGCAACUUGAAAUAAAAAUUUUUUUUUUCUUCUUAUUUUGAAGGAGGAAUAAUCGAGAGCAAGUGAAAUUUGUUUUUUUUUUCGGAGAGGACGGACGGGUUGGGCACGUGGCAUUCCAGGUCAAGCUUACCAAGCGCACACGGGUUCUGUUUUUCUCUUCUCGUUACAUACAGCAGCACACACCCGCAUUUGGAGGAUUGGAUUUCUUGAUUGGAUUUCCCAAUCGGACAUCAACAACGAUUGAGAGGACGGCAGCUGGAAAAAAAAAAAGAAAAGAAGACAAACUUUGAACAAAAAUUAACAAACCGAAAUCUCAAGAAGAAAAAAAAACAAGAAAAAUUGGAAGCAGAGACCCGGUUUGAAUGACUAGGUGUUCGUGAUGGUCGGAGCUAUGGCACUGCUAUCGUCUCCAAUGUCGAUGCCGACGGGCGUUGUGGAAGAAUCUUGCAUCAGAGAACAUCCUUCACCUAGCGGAAGCGGAUCGGCCGAUGAACGCGUGUCAGCCAAUCUGCUGGCCAACGCGCAACAACACCAACAACAACAGCAUUCGGUCAGUAAACGACGGAGAGUAGCGGCGGACACGGCGGCCCAACGGCGCCGGCAUCGCCAGCACCGGACGGCUCAGCAUCGACUGUCGAACGCGACGGGCAGACGUCCGUCGCGGACCAACCGUCGCGACAACAGCGAAGACGAUGAGGAAAAUGACGAGGAUGAAGAAGCGGACGAAGAAGAUGAUGACGACGACGAAAGAGAUGCAGAUGCGGACGUCGAAGACGAUGCGAUAAUCGAUUCCCGUCGCGAGCCGCAACAGCAAAUAGAAAAACAGAAGCCGGUCCAUCCUCAGCACCACCAACUGCCACAACAACAACAGUUGUACAGCUUGAGGUGGCAUGAUUUUCAAUCGUCAAUUUUAUCGUCGUUCCGCCAUUUGCGCGACGUCGAAGACUUUGUCGACGUGACGCUGGCCUGCGACGGCAAAUCAUUCACCGCUCACAAGAUGGUGCUGUCCGCUUGCAGCCCUUACUUCAGACACCUCCUCAAGGCGAAUCCGUGCCAGCAUCCGAUCGUCAUCCUGCGCGAUGUCAAGUAUCGUGACAUGGAAGCCUUGCUGCGUUUCAUGUACAAUGGCGAGGUCAGCGUCUCCAACGAACAAUUGCCGUCGGUUCUUCACACGGCCCGGAUGCUGCAGGUCAAGGGACUGGCUGACGUCCCAUCCAAACAUUACCCCAACACGAAACGAGUGUCGGAUUAUUCGAACGAGACGCCAUCGUCCCGGGAGUCGUCAACAGAACGGCGCCCGCUGGUCGGAUUAGUGGCCAACCCGCCGAGGAAACGGGUCAGAUCGCGAUCAACGUCUCCCAUUUUGGUCGGAACGGGCGGGCCGAAUUUAUUGGGCUCUACCUCUGCUACAGUAGCGGCCGUUACUGCGACUCUGGUCACAUCCAAAUCAGAAGAAAGUGGAGGACGGACCGUUCCAGAUUCUGGCCCUGCUGGUCUAGUUGUGGUGACGGAAAAUGGCCGGAGACGAAGGACAAACGACGAUGAAGACGACGAUGACGAGGAAGAGGAGCAUUUAAACGAGUUGGAUGAUGAGAUGGAAGAGGACGAAGGACGCCACCACCGGCUGCACGUGAAAGCCACGAUGGAUGAAAAGCAACAACAACAACAACAACAACAGCAGCAACAGCAACGAGAGCAGUUGCUGUUGGACGUCCACCGGGAGUCGCUGUUGAGCCAAGCGCUGGAAGGGCGUUCGUCGCAAACUCUGAUGGCCCAUCUGUUGGCGGCUAGGAGAAGCGGUAACCAAUCGGAAACGAGCUCACGGUCCGGGCGCGGAGGUGGAGCCGGAGCGCGGGAACAUCACGGAGAGGAUGACGAUGCCAGCGACAGCGAUAACGACACGGACGCUUCGGAUCGCGAUCGGACAGACGUCGGUGACUUAUCCAACACGGAAGACAAUGUUUAUCCAUCAUCCGGCAUGGGGAUGGGAGAUCAUCCGCAUCACCACCAUCGAUCUUCUUCGUUGCAUCACCACGCAUCAGAGAUGAUGGUCCCGCCUUCCGGAUACGCUGCUCAUCACCAUCCGCUGCUCAAUCUGCAGAGCCUCCAUUCUCUUUUCCCACCUGGAUCCAUUCCAGGUGGGAACGGACCCAGUGGCGGUGGAGGGGGCGGACAUCACGGCCGUCACCAGCACGAUAGCCACAACAACAAUAACAACAACGAUCUGGCCCAGGCUACGCGACGUUCUCUCGAUUUAAUGAGAAUCAGAGCAACUGACCCGCGUCCGUGUCCUCAAUGCGGCAAAAUUUAUCGAUCUGCCCACACACUGCGGACGCAUUUGGAGGAUAAGCACACAGUGUGUCCAGGUUAUCGUUGUGUCCUGUGCGGGACGGUGGCCAAGUCGCGCAAUUCGCUGCACUCGCACAUGUCGCGACAGCACAGAGGCAUCAGCACUAAAGAUCUGCCCGUCGUUCCCAUGCCUGCACCGUUCGAUCCUGUUUUGGCUUCCUGCCUGCUGGCCAAGGCCGGCGUCAAAGUUUCACCGGCGGAAUUGGCAGCUCGUGCGUCACCCACUAGCGGCAAUCCACGCGGACGGACAGCCGAUCUCCGGCUGGACUUUAAGAGCCCGCAUUCGGGUUCCUUACCUCCCGGCACACUUCCUCCUCAGGUGACAAUCGGUGGACUCCAGUCUCAUCGCAACAAUCCGCUGCAGUUGAUUCCGCUGGAACAGGACCCGGAGGACUUGAGUUUGGCUCAGCAAAGACUUCGCGGCGAUGGUGGUCGCGAUCACCACCAUCACCACCAUCACCAUCACCGUGAGAAGAGCGACAGAUCAGGCGGAUCGAGCGGAGGGAUGGCCACCAUUUCUCCUUACGGUUCCGCCGCUGGAUUAGUCAACCGUUUGGGGUUGUCCACCAAAAUGGGUAAACAUUGGUUGGAGACGAACAUGCAGGCUGCCAUCCAGCAACAACAACAGCAACAACAGCAGCAGCAGCAGGCCAAUUCACCUGGAAGUAAUCAAAACGCGUCCGGCGGAGGCGGCAACGGUGGUGGAUCAACUGGAAGCGCUCUGCUCGACACGUACCUCCAGCUCAUCGCCGAACACUCUUCCAAUAUGGCUGCUGUUGCAGCUGCUGCCGCAGCCGCUCAGAAUAACACUUCCGGGGCACCUAACAAUAACAAUCACUCUCAUUCUUCUGAAGCCAAUCACGGAGACUUGAGCCGGCCGGAAUCGGCUGCAAAUAUGCUCGAUGCCUGUGUCAAGCGCAGUCCAAAAACAACGGCCGAUGAUUGAAGAAGAUCUCGUGCCACUUGACUCAUCGCCUACUCCCCGCCUCCCCCACAGCCCCCGACACACAGAUUAUAUCACACACAGACAUACACAAAUAGCAGAACGGUUUUUAUUUUGGAGUUUUUAAAUCAAUUUUUUUUUUUUUUUUACACUUAAACUAACCUUCCAAGCGAAAUACCUCAGUAUAUCAGCAGCAGACACAGAUUUUGUCCCCUUCAACAACUCUUCAAUCCCUCCUUAAUUAUUCACUAGUUCCGAACCUUACCUCGAAGAAUCAUAAUAACUGAAAUCAAUUGCACAGAACAAAAAAACUUAAAUCUUCCAAUAGGAUUUUUUUUUUUCUUUUAAUAGCCCGUUUUGACGAUAGGAAAACUAUGUCCAGUUCAAUUUCUUCUUCCGGUCACAAAAAGCCAGCCAACAUUUUCUUUUAUUUUUUGUUUGUUGUUGUCCAUUUUUUUUUUCUACUCUUCAGUGAGAAUUUAUUUUUAAAAAAUCUUUUGUUUUUAUGUGUGGGAAUAUAUUUCGAAUAUGUUAAUUAUAUUUCAUGUUGAUCAAACGAAAAAAGGGUGCGAAUUUGCAGCAGCGUAAAUGCAACGGGAUUUAGCCCCCAUCGUGUUUUAUGAACCCGGUGAUUUAUUGUUAUCGGUUGCAUUCAACAUUUGUUUCGUUAAUUCUUGAAGAUUGAGAAAGAAAGCGAAGUUUUGGCGCAGAACUUCUUGGUUCAUUGGGGGGGUUGCUGUUAGUAAUCAUAAUAAUUAUAAUAUAAAUGUACAGACAGAAACGUUUGACGACGAGCUUACAGGAGACAAUUUAGCGGGAAAUUUGUUUUGAUGCAAUUAUCCCCUCCCUCUAAAUAUGUGCGCCGUGUGCCAAAGGAACGAUCGGGAACUUAACACAAAAAAAAAUGAGGGGGAGAGUAAUUAUAUUAUAAAAGAAAAACUCCGCGAUCUGAAUGAGAUCGUGGUAUUUUAUAGCGAUACAUAAUCGACAGAACAACAGAUAUACGUGAGCGAAUGGCCUUAUUGUUUGUAACUUUCGACGCCGAAAAUGUGAUCGUUUCUCUUUACACACAAACAGACAUCCAUUACGAAACUACUUGACCCAUUUCUUUCUCUUUUUUUUUUUUAAAUCACAUAUCCGUCUGCGCUUAAUUCCCAUAGCAACACACAUACUGCUCUUCUCAAUCCGCCCCGAACAAAUGUCAAAUAAACAUUCAACUACUUGCAAGACAAAAAGAAAAUCAACAAGCAAAAGCCAACGAUGUAAACAAAUGGCGCGCUGUUCAAAAAAACUGUUUUGGCGUUAUUGGUAUUUUGAAAAAUAAUUUAAAAAAAAAGCUCUCUUUGAAAUGAUUAAGCGAGGUCGAUCGUUGAAAAAAAACAGAGGGAAACAUAUAUGGGGAAGUGACACUUGAAGAAAAUUGUUCAAAGAAAAUAAUGAUGAAGCGUUUCUUGAUGUGUAUUUGUCUUUGUCUGUGCGUAUGUGUGUGUGUGUGUGUGCGUGUACUGUUUAAAGAAAUUGCGUCUCUCCAGUUUAAGUAAGAGUCUCUCAUUGAAACGUGUCGAAAAAUUACCUUGCAAAAAAGCAAUACUGAUUCGUGUGUUUUCAUUCAAUUUUGUUUAAACUCCUGUUCUUGUCGACGUUCGCUGUAGCGUUUCAUAACACUAUUAUAAAGCCCAGUGUUUGAAUUUUCGAUCGCCAUGUUCUUGCUGUCUUUUAUGUUUUUAUUUUUUUAUGUUUUCUUUUCGUUUUUCUUUUCUUCUCUUCAUCUCAUUAUCUCACAUGAAAAAUGGAUAAGUGUGUGCGUGUGUGUUUAAAUUAAAUUCCGAUGUUCGGUGACCCCCUUUUUUCUUCUUCUUUCGUCUCCCAUUCACCCUCCUCUCUUACCCACCAAACAUUUUUAUAUCUAUAUAUAUCCCCCAGCUCCUCCUUCUCCAUCUCUCUUUCAUUUUUCUCGAAACAUUAUCGUGCCAACACAUUCACCUUUGAUGAAUUCUUAAUGAGAAGAGAUCUGCGCACCUGACCGUUUCUGUAGUCAAACCAUGUAAAGGGCAAAUCACUUUUUUUUUGGUUUAUUUCAGUCCUUGAAAAAGGAAAAAAAGAAAAAAAAAAAAAAAAAACACACACACACACACACACACACACAUAGACAGCACAUUAACACGCAAAAGAAACAAAUGCUGAUUCUAAUAAUCCGCUUAUCAUCGCUCGUUAAUACACGACAGGAAAAAAAAAAAGAAUAGGAAAAAAACAAAAAAUGCGUUCGUCAGAUGCUUCGUUUGUUAUCGAAUUCGGUUUAUUUGUUGUUGUUUGUUGUUGGUGUGGUUUCCCCUCCCCCUCUUUUUGUUGUGUUUAAUGUUUAAUUACCGUCGAGGGCUCGUUUUUUUACUACCUCAAAAGCCCAAAAUGGGUUCAUAGUUUCAGGAUUCUUGUUUUUGGUUUGAUUUUUUUCCUCAAUCUUUCCUUCGUCUUUUUCUUUUCUUCUCUCAUCUUGUCUCGAAUUAAUUAGCAGUUUUGUUGCACAGCGUCUCCCAAUCGCCCAAUUUGUUUUGUUUGUUUUCUUUUUCCUGAUGUUCUUCAUCUCUUCAUUCGCCAGUUAUCUGACUACACUGUACGUUUAUUGGGUUUCACACAACGAUUUUCUUUUUUUCUUUUUCGUUCGUCCGUGUCUUAUUUUUUUUGUUUGCGUUUCUGAUUUUUGUUUUCCCCCCUUUGUUACUUUUUUCUUUUUCUGCCGCAACUCUUAUUCGAAUUUCAUUUGUUGUUUGUGUUCAAUUAUUGUUCGCAUUUUGUAAUUCGGUUCAAGAAUGAAUUAAUUCAUCAUCCAACUCAUCAUCAUCCGAGAUGAAUAGCAUCGAGGUGCCAAAACGAGCAAAGAAUAAAAAAAAAGAAGCGUUAGCCUAUACAGAAUGGCGGCGUGUAUUGUCAGCAAUAGACUUCUCCAAUCUUUAUACCAUUAUGUUUAUUUUCAAUUUCUUUAUGGUUUUUCUUUAUUUUUGAUUUCCUCAAUCGUGAAACUGAAAUAGAAAUAAUAUCAAAUUGA